AUGUCAAAGAAAACACAAACUGGAAGCUCAGAGAAGCUUACUAGGGUAGCAAUUGUAAAUAGUGAUAAAUGUAAACCUCGAAAAUGUCAUCAAGAAUGCAAAAAAUCGUGUCCAGUUGUUCGUGGCGGAAAAUUAUGUAUUGAGGUUACUCCAGAGUCCAAGAUUUCAUGGAUUUCAGAAUCUUUAUGUAUUGGAUGUGGAAUAUGUGUUAAACGAUGUCCUUUUGGAGCUAUUCAUAUUAUUAAUUUGCCAACUAAUUUAGAAUCAAAAGUUACACAUAGAUUCUCGGAAAAUUCAUUUAAAUUACACAGAUUACCUACUCCUAGACCAGGCCAAAUUCUUGGUUUAGUAGGAGCAAACGGUAUUGGAAAAUCUACAGCACUUAAAAUUUUAGCAGGAAAAUUAAAACCUAAUCUUGGCCAACAUAAUAAUCCACCUGAUUGGGAAGAAAUUCUUAGAUAUUUUAGAGGGAGCGAACUUCAAAAUUAUUUUACUAAAGUUUUGGAGGAUAGUUUAAAAGCUAUUGUUAAACCUCAAUAUGUUGAUCAUAUCCCGCGCACUAUUCAAGGCCCAGCUAAAACUGUCAAUGAACUUCUUGACUUUAAAUUAGAAAAAAAUAAUAAAGAUGAAAUCAUUGAUAUUUUAAGCUUAAGGGAUUUACUUAGAAGGGAAGUAGAUCAACUUUCUGGCGGAGAGUUACAACGUUUUGCUAUUGCAAUUAUCUGUAUUCAGAAAGCAGACAUAUAUAUGUUUGAUGAGCCAUCAUCUUAUUUAGAUGUAAAACAACGUUUAAAUGCAGCAAAAACAAUUAGAUGGUCACUUAAUCCUGACAAUUAUAUUAUUGUUGUUGAACAUGAUUUGUCUAUUCUCGAUUACCUGUCAGAUUAUAUAUGUGUUUUGUACGGGAUGCCUUCUGUUUAUGGUGUAGUUACUUUGCCAUUUUCAGUUAGAGAAGGGAUAAACAUAUUUUUGGAUGGAAAUAUUCCUACAGAAAAUUUACGCUUUAGAAGUGAAUCAUUGCAGUUCAAAAUAUCAGAUUCAUCUGAUAUAUUUUCUUUGGAAAGAAAUAAAGCUUAUGUAUAUCCUUCAAUGACGAAAAAACUUGGGGAUUUCACACUUGAAAUUAGUGCAGGCGAAUUUACUAAUUCUGAAAUCAUUGUCAUGCUAGGAGAAAAUGGCACAGGAAAAACUACAUUCAUUAAGUUACUAGCAGGAAUUUUAAAACCCGAUGGAAAAGAAGAAGUUCUUGGUUUAAGCGUAUCUUUAAAACCCCAGAAAAUUACCCCAAAAUUUCAAGGAACAGUUCGUAUGUUGUUUCUAAAAAAAAUAAAAACGUCAUGGUUAAAUUCUAGUUUCCAAUCAGAUGUAUGCAAGCCUUUGAACAUUGAAAAUAUUGUGGAUCACGAAGUCCAAGAUUUAUCUGGUGGAGAACUACAACGUGUUGCCAUUGUUUUAUGUCUUGGUCUUUCUGCUGAUGUUUAUUUAAUCGAUGAACCAUCUGCAUAUUUAGAUUCCGAGCAACGUAUUAUUGUUUCUAAAGUUAUUAAAAGAUUUAUUUUACAUUCUAAAAAAACAGCAUUUGUUGUUGAACAUGAUUUUAUCAUGGCUACAUAUUUGGCUGAUAGAGUGAUUGUAUAUGAGGGUCAACCUUCAGUAAAAGUAUAUACUAAUCCUCCUCAAUCUUUAAUAGAUGGUAUGAACUCUUUUCUAUCAAACUUAGAUGUUACAUUACGUCGGGACCCUAACACUUUUCGCCCAAGGAUUAAUAAACAGGAUAGUCAAAUGCAUCAAGAACAAAAAAACUCAAAAAAUUUUUUUAAUAUAUAA
This is a messenger RNA of Pneumocystis murina B123, 1827 nucleotides long. RefSeq names its product translation initiation factor RLI1. The transcript is spliced from 14 exons. NCBI's taxonomy places the organism in Eukaryota, Fungi, Ascomycota, Pneumocystomycetes, Pneumocystales, Pneumocystaceae. Bases 1 to 1827 code for a protein of 608 amino acids. Gene Ontology annotation, molecular function: ribosomal small subunit binding; iron ion binding; ATP hydrolysis activity. Gene Ontology annotation, biological process: translational initiation; ribosomal subunit export from nucleus; translational termination. The record is from RefSeq and is a predicted model, not a curated record.